AUGUUGAUUUCAUCGACAUCAAGAAUCGUCAGUAAUCGUAUUUUCACUCGAAAAAGUAUUAUAUUAUUCACAGCUAUUAUUCUUGGUUUUACUGUAGUUAUUAUGACUAUUAUGAUUCCAUUAGUUACAAAAAGAAUUCCUUUACCAAGCACGAUGAACACCACCAAUGGAACGACACCAACACUUUUGGUUCGAACUUCCUCAACUACAACUAUGAAAACGUUUACAAAUGAGAUUUUGACUUCCUAUUCGAGUGUAAUUUCAACAGCUUUGAGUAAUCACACAAUCAAAUGA
Molecule: messenger RNA, 294 nt
Organism: Adineta ricciae
Lineage: Eukaryota; Metazoa; Rotifera; Eurotatoria; Adinetida; Adinetidae
Source: the annotation of a GenBank genome assembly